UGGGAAAAAAUAAACUGGCUGCAAGAGAAAGCUAUGUCUCUGUUCACUCUGAAAUUGGGAAGUGGCUCUUGCUGACAGCGUGAGAUCAUAAGUUUACUCGCCCACGACUAGGAAGUAUCAGUUAGCAAAACAUCCGUCUAUAAGCUAUUGUUAUAUGCAGAAGAAGAGCUCCAAAUCGGCAUGUUUGCAUCUGCUGAAGAAACUAUAAAAACAUUUGAUCAAACAAAACAAAAAAAAAUUAAGAGAGAAGUUUUUUUUCUGAACUGUCAAGGUCAUAAAAAGCACAGAGAAACUGCAAAAGAUUCAGUCUUCUUGCUCAUCUGCUGCACCUCCAGAGAGUGCUGUAAAAUGGGUAAAGUGACCAAGUCUGGCCCACUGGCUCGGAGGCCGGACAACUCUGCUUUCAAACAGCAGAGACUUCCAGCCUGGUCCCCAAUGCUAACAGCUAACACAGUGCUGCCUUUCUUUUACAUCAUGGCUAUAGUAUGCAUGUUAUUGGGAGUGUGGCUUCUUCUGACUGUACAGAGUACUCAGGAAAUGAAGAUGGACUACACAGAGGCGGGAACAUGUGAUUUAUGCUUUGAAAAACGUAAAAAUGUGAGCCACGCAGCAGAGCCCUGCAGUUGUACGGUGGUUUUCUCACUUGGAAAUGCUUUCAAGGGUAAUGUUUUCUUCUACUAUGGCCUUAAAAACUUCCAUCAGAACCUGAGGCGGUACAUGGACUCCAGAGAUGAUGGACAGAUGGUUGGCAGAAAGACUAAUCUACUCAACCCCAGCUCUUACUGUAAACCAUUUGACAAAGAUGCAAGUGGAAAACCUAUUGCACCUUGUGGAGCUGUGGCCAAUAGCAUGUUCAAUGACACUUUCACUUUGUUGUACCACAAUUCAAGUGGUGUAACACACAAGGUUCCUCUUCUGCGACAAGGCAUCACAUGGUACACAGACAAAAAUGUGAAGUUCAGGAAUCCAAAGUUGGGCAACGAGACUCUGCCAGAGGUUUUUUCAGACACAGUGAAGCCUCUGUACUGGCAGAAGCCUGUGUAUGACCUUGACCCAUUGUAUCCAACCAAUAAUGGCUUUAUAAAUGAUGACUUCAUUGUCUGGAUGAGAGAGGCAGCAUUUCCAAACUUUAAGAAGCUGUAUGGUGUCCUAAACAGAGAGAAUUCACCAUUUGAUGCAGGUCUACCAGCAGGAAAUUACAGCAUUAAUAUAAACUAUAACUUCCCUGUGCAGUAUUUUCGAGGACGAAAGGAAGUGGUGUUGACUACACUGACCUGGUUUGGAGGUCAGAACCACUUCCUGCCCAUUGCUUACCUAGUGACCAGCAGCCUCAUACUUCUUCUGGCUAUUAUACUGACUGUGGUCUGGUGGAAGUUUGGGAAGGAUGGAAAAAACAUGGAGGAGUGAAGAGCUGCAGUUUGUGACAAAAGAUGCACAGAUUUUGAAUUGAGGCAAUGUUUUACAUUAGUUUACCCUGUGGACAAAUUGCACUGAUUAUGUGAAUGUAACUAUAGUAAAAACUGUAACUAUCAUACACCAAAUAUUCUUGAUUCUGUUUUUGUUUAAAUUAUUUAACUUAUUUCUGAAAUCCAGUCAAAGUUGUAUUGAAAUGUGUAUUAAAUAAUGGAGAAAAAAAUGAUAUAAAUGUUUAUCUAAAUAUAUAA
Molecule: messenger RNA, 1664 nt
Organism: Boleophthalmus pectinirostris (great blue-spotted mudskipper)
Lineage: Eukaryota; Metazoa; Chordata; Actinopteri; Gobiiformes; Gobiidae
Gene: cdc50c
Product: transmembrane protein 30C
Exons: 8
Coding region: 181-1407 (408 amino acids)
Biological process (GO): phospholipid translocation
Cellular component (GO): plasma membrane; Golgi apparatus; endoplasmic reticulum
Source: RefSeq, a predicted model, not a curated record